CCAGGCUAGUCGGGCGGGUGCGCGGGGCGCUCGGGGCCCGGGGCCAGAGCUGGAGCCGGAGCCGGGCGGGCGCCAUGGAGGGGCUGCGGCGGGGGCUGUCGCGCUGGAAGCGCUACCACAUCAAGGUGCACCUGGCGGACGAGGCGCUGCUGCUACCGCUGACCGUGCGGCCGCGGGACACGCUCAGCGACCUGCGCGCGCAGCUGGUGGGCCAGGGCGUGAGCUCCUGGAAGCGCGCCUUCUACUACAACGCGCGGCGGCUGGACGACCACCAGACGGUGCGCGACGCGCGCCUGCAGGACGGCUCGGUGCUGCUGCUCGUCAGCGACCCCAGGUAGUCUGGGUUGGAGGAGGCAGAGCCAUGACCAAGGGGACCUGGGUACUGGCUGAAGGAAUAGGCUGGGGUAGAGGGCACUUUUGGAAGGCACUUCUCCCGCCUCCCGGGAGCCUAGAUCUCACUCCAGGGUCUGGGCUCCCAGGUGGACCGUGAAACCCUGGCCUGACCAGCUGAUGCACACUGCUUCAGACACUCCUGCUGGAGCCUCAGUCCCUGACAUGGACCUAGGACAUUUUUGCUCCUGCCCAGCCUAUCGGGAGGGAGCCUUGAGCCUUUCAGCUCUGCUGUGUGACUUUGAUGUUUUUGCUCCCCUCUUGGGGCCCUGGGUGCCCUGUCUUCAGUGGAAAGCACUGUGCCACCUUGGAAAGCUCCCAUGGGCAGCCAGAGGGCAUCGCAAGAAGAGAAGCACAGAAGGGGCAGGAGAGACACUCAGAGGCACUUCCACUCUUGCCCAGGACAUUCUCCCAGCCACACCUUUGCCCAAGCCGUGCCCCCUGCCUGGAGCACUUUUCAACCUCUUCUCUGCAGCUCCAAUACACCUGGGAUUGCAGUCUCCUCCAGGAAGUCUUCUCAGAUUCCCUCCUUUCCAGCCAGAGAGCACCUAGCCUUCUUUGGGGCCCCCACAGGCCCUUUGUGCAGUGAACAGCCCUGGCUGGGGGUGCAGCCAGUCGUGGCCGAACUCUCCAAUGACUAAGCGGGGAGAUGUGGACAUCCUAGCUCGUUCUCAGGCCUCCAACUGUGCCCCCAUUUCCACCCCCAAAUACCUCCCCAGGAGGCACCUGCGCCCACCCCCUGGGCUGUUUCCCCCUUCCCCUUAAAUCCGGAUGCCUCGUCUUGCAUAGGGUCUUGGGGCAGCGGGGAAGGGGGUCUGAAGAACUCUGGCCAAGAGGACGAGGAUCUGGGGGUGGGGAACUGGGCCUAGGUGUGGGAGGUCAUCGCGGGGCACUGCAGGGAGUGCGUUGUGGGAAUUCCGGGUGGAGACCCUCAGGGCAGUGUGCCGGGCCUCCAUUGCACCUCUGACCUGCAGCCACGUCAUUGUUGCGCAGCCCCUGGGGAGGGUCUUUGGGGAGGGGGUGCCGAGGCUACGCAUGUCCUCGAGGGCUGUGUACACUCUCCAGGCACCAUGGGCGGAGGUGCCAGAGCCUGGGAAGAAAUAAUGUUUUAAUUAAGAGUCCUGUUGGCUGCAGGACUCAGAGCGUGGACAGGUGGAUAGUAAAUCACCACCACGGGGACAGCCGCGCCCAGACUGUGCGUUUGCUUAGCUCGGGGACAGCACUUGGCCCGGGGUCUCCUGCUCGCCUCCCUUCAGAGCAUCUGCCAAACUUCGGGCAUCUACCCUGCAAUUCCCGCUUGGCUGAGAGGAGGGGGAGAAGGAGGGGAAGAGAGAGGAGCCCCACUUCACUCUGGCAGGCAGACCUGCUGGAGCUGCUUUGCAGAAUGACUUGGGUCUUGCUGGCCCCUGGGUGUGCCUGGAGGGGGGGUCUUCCUAUCCCCCUCCACCUCUCCCCUUGGUGCCUAACCCAGGACUGUCCCCAGAGACCCACUGUGUACUCCCUGGAGCUCCUCCUAGAGCAGAGUCUGCUGCUCUCUGUUCUGCAGAGGGUAACCUGAGGCCCAAGGAGGUUGUCAGGGACACAGAGCAGGGGGAGGCAGCCCAGAUCCCUGCUCAUGCGUGGUUUGGGCCUCUGCUAACAGCUGGGCCACAUGCGUGUAUCUAGAGCCUGGGUCCCCUCUGUCCUCAUUUCCCUGCGCAUAUUCAGGGACCUGCCUCAUCAAGGUUUGGCAAGAAAAUGGGGCAUUUAAUAAUCUCCCCAGUUUCAUUCCUUGGUCCUUACUCCAUGCCAGGACUUGUGCACAUCUUUUUGGAGCCCUGUCUCACUGGAUUGACAGCCGGCCAGGCGCGGUGGCUCACGCCUGUAAUCCCAGCACUUUGGGAGGACGAGGCAGGCGGAUCAUGAGGUUAGGAGAUGGAGACCAUCCUGGCUAACACGGUGAAACCCCGUCUCUACUAAAAGUACAAAAAAAUAGCUGGGCCUGGUGGCGGGCGCCUGUAGUCCCAGCUACUUGGGAGGCUGAGGCAGGAGAAUGGCGUGAACCCAGGAGGCAGAGGUUGCAGUGAGCCGAGAUCGCGCCACUGCACUCCAGCCUGGGCGACAGAGCGAGACUCCAUCUCAAAAAAAAAAAAAAAAGAUUGACAGCCUCACUGCUCAGGGGCCGGGAUAACAG
This is a messenger RNA of Gorilla gorilla gorilla (western lowland gorilla), 2563 nucleotides long. It is a transcript of the gene TINCR, whose product is annotated as TINCR ubiquitin domain containing. Gene Ontology annotation, molecular function: protein binding. Lineage: Eukaryota; Metazoa; Chordata; Mammalia; Primates; Hominidae. The coding region runs from base 75 to 338 and encodes 87 amino acids. The record is from RefSeq and is a predicted model, not a curated record. The transcript is spliced from 3 exons.